AAUGGGGCGGAGGGCAGCUCCAGGUCUGUUAGGGAAAUAGGAGGUGAAGUCUGAGUGGAGUAUUAGAGCAAAAGAGUUGUGCAGGCAAAGUAGGGAAUAGUGAGGAUAGUUCUAAGCUAAAGAGACGGCACAGUGUAUGCAAAGAAUGACAGUAUGGAGAACAUGAUGCGUUCAGAAUAUUGCCUGGUGGGAAGGAGGGAGGCCCAGCUAUGUGGAGUGGGGAGAGAUUAGCUGGAACAGCAGGCAGAGGCGUGACUAUCCUGCCCAUGUUAAGGAGCUUAGAUUUUACACUGAAGGUAAUCAUGGACUUGCAAUUUAGGAAGAUCCCUUCAGCUUUUUGGAAAAUGUGUCAGUGGAGUUGAGAUGGGCUAGGAGUGCAAAAUGAUUAGAGCCUGACAGAAGGCACUAAUGGUGGAUAUGGAGGCCAAAUUUGAAAGACGUUCAGGAGGUAGAAUGAACAGGACGUGGUAGCUGUUGCUUCGCAGUUGAGAGGUUGCGCUCUCGCAUGACUUUGCGAGGUAUAACAGGCAAGUGGAUUUUUGUGGAAGGACUGGCUUUUUAAAGUCAUAACUGAAAUGAAAUACUUUUUCCCCUUUAGCAGAGGGUGUUUGUUUUAUAACAGUCUCAUUACAUAUUUUGAUGUGCAUAGGAGUUUGUAGAUGAAGGCCUAGAGUUGUAUAAUAACUUUUUUUUUUUUUUUUAAAGCAGGCAAAUGAAUCAGCCUUUUUGUUUUAAUCUUCCUUUAUUUAUCAUGGUGAAAAUGAGUCUUCCCACAGAGAAGACCCAUGAUGCCUUGGACUGAGCAGGAGCUCGCGAUAUGGAAAGAAGAAAAGGCAGACCCUCUUACUCCUUUCAGGAUUUGUAGUUAUUUGUAUACUCAGAUGUUUGCAGAAAGCCAAGCCAGCACUCCUUGUCAAAUGGUUUAUAGAUUCGAUUCUAAGGUUUUAGAAAGUUUAAAGCCAACCCUGUCUUUGUUUUGGCCUGUGGUCUACUGAAAUAAGCUUCUUCCAUGUGCACAGGAUAACAGAGAGGUGAUCCCAAGGCAGGGAGGGCUGUUAUCUAAAUACCCAGUACUUCCUCUGUUACCCUUAGAGUCCUGGUCCUUUCUGUGAGAAUGUGUCCUCAUGAAGUGGUCCUUGAGCAGAACUGAAAACCUCUAGAAAAGGCAAAACUAGCUACCUGGGCUUUGUGAUUGGGGUGUAAAAAACCCAAACCACACCCUUCAUGCUGAGAGGAAGCUUUUCUCUCCAGUCUGCCAAAAUGCAGUUAUCUGUCUACCCCAACUCCAAAUUUCCUGCCUUGUAAAUCCUUGACAGUUUAGAAAGAGGAUAGUGGUGGGUGGAACGGAGAAUCCUUAUUCGAAUGAUAGGAGUGAAAUGGCAUUUUGGCUACAGAAUCACAUAUAAAACUGCAAGAUACAUUUCCUGCUCCUGGAAUCUCUGUAUAGUGCUAUGAGCCGCCAUGAAUGCCUGCUAUUCCAGUUUUCGUGUUGUACUCAGGGACUGUUAAUGCCCUUACAAUAUAGGCGAAACACAAGUUAUUGUUCACCCAGGGAUGUUCAUUUCAGCUGUAAGGUGUGAGUUAACAAGCAUACUACGUGAGCAGCAGUUCAUGAAGGCUGAGCAUGCGUGGCCACGGUUCAGUGUUGGGAUGAAAUUGAACAUUCAUACAUUCAUCUGACCCCUUCAGUGAUAUGCCUGAUUGUUAUUGUGCUGCAUGGUAAUUAGGUAAGCAGUUCACAUAAGUGAUUGUAAUUAGUAUUAGUUUUUACAUGGCCAAAUCAAAUUUUCACAGUUUCUUGUUUAUUAAUUUCAUGGUUCUCCAGCACCUAUAAUUAGCAUCAAUGUCAGCAUUUUCCCCUGAUACCUCAUGUAGUUUGAUCCUCAUCACUGGCAUACUGUGAUUCUUUUAUUAUGAAAACACAAAAGUCUAGAUUUUCUUCCCUAGCAGCCCCUGGGAGGGGGUGGGUGGUCUCUGGGUUAGAUGCCCUGUUAGUCUUGAGUCCCAUUCUCUCUCUUCAUCCCCAGCCUUGCCCUCAGAGCAUCUCCUGUGGCUUCUCCCUGACCCCAGGUGUUCUGGGAGUCAGGGGUCUGCAGGAAGUAGGAGCUCCAGACCCUGAUAUUGGUGGCCUACCAGGGACGGGGCAGCAUGCCAUUGGUGUGAGAGGCCCCCUAAGCUCUGAGAAGGAAGUAGCAGCACAUUUCAGUAAAGAGUAUGGACUGACAUAACAAAAAUAUUCACCUAGCAGAUAGUAAGGAUUUUAAGAGACGUUUAUAUAUAGCACGACCUUAAACAAAAAAAAGCCAAACCCACUGCUGUCGAGUCGAUUCCGACUCAUAGUGACCUCAUAGGACAGAGUAGAACUGCCCCAUAGAGUUUCCAAGGAGCGGCUGGUGAAUUCGAACUGCUGACCUUUUGGUUAGCAGAUGUAGCACUUAACCAAUACACCUGCGUCACUGGGGUUUCCAACCUUAUUCUACUCCAAUGUUGAUUUUAAUUUAGAAAAAGGAACGCUCUGGUAGGUGUACAUUGAUAUCUUGGUUACAGGGUCAUUGAGAGGAUACGUGAUACAAAUGUACAUGAUACGUUUUAGGUUGACUGAGAAACAAAUUGGUUUUCAGUGAUAUUUUUGAACUGCCUCUGUGUGCCUGUGUGACCUGAGUUUUGGGUGGUUAGAGGCACAACCUUUUAUUGUGGUCCUGCUAGCUGUAUGUGUGUUGCCUGUUUUUUGUUGUGGUUAACCUAGCCUUCCGUUUGGUUCCUUAAGGUUCGGUUUCCUUUCCUGUCCUUUACAAAAGCUGCUCACUUCUGCAGAGGUGAAGUGUAUUUUUUCCUCAAACAUUUACUGAAUUUCUACUCUUUUGUCAGGCCCUGUGCUAGGAGCCAGCUAUUGAAAGGUGAUCAGAUAUCGCCACUUGAAAUAAUAGUAUUUUUUACAUCUACCUGUAUGAUCUUAUUUGACCUCAACACCCCCUGUGAAAUGGAGAAAGACCAUUCACAUGACCACGAUAUAAAUAAGUCACAGAGAGAGAAGCUGACUAGUUUAAGGUCACACAUCAUCAUAGUGGCCAAGCUGGAACCUCAAGUCUCUUGACUCCCAGCUAUUCAGUAGUCAGGAAAACCUAAAUAAAAUAGUAUUUGAAUCUGAAGUCAAUCAGGAAGGUUGGCAUUUAUGCAAAGAAGUUUAUGCAGAGAUUUAAAAAAAAAUUGUACAAAUGAUUCCUACACUGGGCUAUUUUAUGAAAAUUUAAUAAUUUAGAUUUAGACAGUAUUAGAGACUCAUAGUUUGCCUAACAAAAAUAUUCGUCACUUAAUAAAUCACCUGAAUGAGCUUAGGAUGAAUUUAAUCACCCGCAUUUUAUUUAUUACAGUGUUUUUAGGAGGAUACUGUUCAGUGUGUUUUUAAACUGGUUUCGGAGGUAGUGAGUAGAAUUUUUUAAGGGUGGGGAGGAGAAGAUUUUGAAAACUCUUGUGAGCCAGUGUUGAGUUGACUGGAUGGGAAAAACUAAGGUAAGGUAAUGUGCCAGCCCGUUUUCUUUUACAGCUAGAAGUCCUCCAGGGUCCAGUAGCCAUUUUAGGUUUGUUCUGUGAAAAAGGCCUUUGGGCUCUCUCUUUUUCUGACUGUUUUCUGAAGAAUUUUAGGAGGCAAAUUUCCUCCCUGAGUGAAGUGAGAAGACAAUUAACAUUGCACGGUGGAUGCCCCAAAGCAGUAUUUGUUGAGCCUAAGCCCUUCUAUGUGCUCUGAGUCUGGGAGCAGGCCUGGCUGUAGUGGUUUCUCCUUUUGGUCUCACCUGAGGGCUUCUGGGAGGACAGUCAGAGGGCAGAGGUGACCUGGCGUGAUUAGAGAAUGUGGACUUGGAGGCCUUGCUGAACUAAGGUGAUUAGUUAUAUGACCUUGGGUAGAUUGCUUAAUGAUUCUGUUUUUUUUCACCUGUAAAAUGAGGUUAUAUUUUACUUUAAUAGUAAAUUUAAGGUUAUCAUGUAUGUAGAAGAUCCUUCUGUUUGUAGUAGGAAGUGUUAGCUAGAUCUUCGUGUACAUUUCUUUCUGAGAUUAUUUGAAGUCUGGCUCCCUCACUAGACGAUAAACUCCAUGAAGAUUAAGGCCAUGUCUGACCACUGCUUUGUUCACCACUGUUUCCCUGCCUCUUUCCAUUUCCUGGAGCUUAGUAGUUACUCAUAUACUUCGUGAGUGUGCAAGUCUCCACAGUACUGCACACAGCUGGAAAAAAAAAAAAAAAAGAGGGAGAUUGCUUAUAAGCAUGGAUCUGUAUUUGUUAACACCUUGGAGCUUCAGGCUUGUGCAAUUUUUUUGUUAACAAGGCACAGUUUGGGUUUUUAUAUUCCCAGGGUAUCCAAAGGGUUUCCUUCUCCUUCAGCUUGGUUGAGAAAAAUAUGAUAAUGAAGUGAAAGAAAAGGCUUGCAGUGCUUCAUUUUGAGAUGGGCUAGUGUAUUCUUGAAGCGCUGAUCUCUGAGCCACUCUGUUUUGUUUGGGGUCUACUCCUAGCUUAAGGCGAGGUGAUUUUCUUUGUUCCCACCAUCUCAGAGAAAGUAUUUGGUUCCAGGUCAGAGUUGUUUCCCUUGUAGCCAGGGAAGCCACUAAAGAAUUUGGGGCAUUAAUGGACCACAGCCUCCACCAGACUGAGUCCAGCACAACUAGAUGGUGCCCGGCCACUACCACUGAUUGCUCUGACAGGGAUCACAAUAGAGGGUCCCAGACAGAGCUGGAGAAGAAUGUACGACAAAAUUCUAACUCACAAAAAAAGACCAGGCUUAACGGUUCUCACAGAGACUAGAGACACCCCGAGUAUGGCCCCCAGAUACCCUUUUAGCUCAGUAAUGAAGUUACUCCUGAGGUUAGCCAAAGAUUAGACAGGCCCAUAAAACAAAAUGAGACUAAAGGAUCACACCAGCCCAGGGGAUAGGACUAGAAGGCAGGAGAGGACAGGAAAACUGGUAAUAGGGAACCCAAGGUCAAGAAGGAAGAGUGUUGACAUGUGUACUAACUUUUUAAUGAGAAGCUAGUUGGUUCUAUAAACCUUCAUCUAAAGUACAAAAAAACAAAAAAAGACUAUCGUUUAUGAAUACAUAAUCCCCAACUUUUUAAGUCACUUUUUCUAUAGAAAUGCAGAACUACUCAUGUUGCACCCAAAAACAUUAAGCUAAAAAUAAAGUUCUUACAUAUUAAAAAAAAAAAAAAGGAAGAAUUUGGGGUAAAGGAACUUCAUGUCUGGGCCUUACUUGUUAACUCACUGAGGAUAAUCUGGACAUGGCAAUUUGUGAAAGGAUGAGCCCCAAGUCUCAACUAUAGCACGCAUUCAACAAAUAUUUCUGAAUUGGAGCUAAAAUGUUGAUAUGAAAAUGAAAUUACUUUGAAUUGAGAUUGCUGCUUCCUCUAUGUUGUCAGUAGAACCUGCUAUGGAAAAAAAAGUUAGACAAGAUGCUUUCUAUAAAGUCUCUAUUUUAAGAAGAAUGAUUCAGAGAGAAACCCAGGUCCAAGAAAUUUUCAUCCACAAAUGAAAACUGAAAUUGCCAGGUUUGCCAGAUGUCUCGUUUUAAAGAAUUUUUUCCUCAUUUGAUCUCUUGUAAAAGCUUUCCUUUGUCUCUGAAACAUGUCCUGUCCCCAUGUAACUUAAAAAUAAAAAAGUUUCAGAAUGUUCUGCGUUCCAUCUGCAUAGGGCUUGUAAUCCUGUGUGCUGCUGGAAAUUGCACUGCAUGAAAGUAAAGGCAAAAAAUACCACAUUAUUAGGCUACAAAGUUUUAGGAAAUUUUCUGAAGCUAUUUACAGUAGUAUACUACAUCUUGGUCUUCACUCACCAUUUAUCGAGUAUCUGCUGUGACAAACACCACACCUUGUUCUCUUAGGCCGCAGCAACUUCACUGCUGCCUGCAACAUGGUUACCCCUUCACUAAAAGUAUACCUUAUAGCCAACCUGCUGAUUAAAUGGGUUGGUAACAUGGCUUUGAUCGGUUCUUCCAGGUUCAGUCAUGGCCAAGAAAGCAAAACUGGAACAGAUCUGAAUUGUUAAAAUUUGUGUGAACUGGAACAAUAACCAGCAUGGGAAAAAUUAUGGAUCAAACCCCUGCUAGAAACCUAAUCUCCCUCUUAGAAAGCAAGGGCAGUGUAUGAGUUGCAUAGCUACCAAAUCGCUGGCUGUGGGAUUUUGAGUAGACUUAGAAACAGCUGUGCCCUGCUCAAAGAUGGCAGCCGACCUCACUGCACUGAAUGUGUGUUGCUGUCUACAGUCCUGUCAGUAAUCCAGUCUAACCUAUCAGGCUCCUGAAAGGGCUCACUGUCCCUCUUCUGAGUCUUCCAUUCCAGGGCACUAGCCCAUAAUUUUUCCUUUCUGGUUAUUGCUCUGGAUCACCUGAACUGUUAAAAAUUUGAGUCUGUUCCAGUUUUGCUUCACUGGCUGUGACUGAAUCAGUUCAAACCACUUCAAAGCCCUGGUUGGUAAGAAUGGCAGAUAUUUAACAGAGGCCUCUCUCUUUUACAAUUAGAGACACAGGCUCUUCUAAAUUGGCAUCUUUUUUUGGCAACACAAAAUGCUUCUGCAUAUUCCUUUAUUUGUUCCACCACUAAAACUGGGCUUCUCCUGACAGGCCUUCCUAGUGUCCCGUAUAGGCCUCCGAGAGGCCUGGACCCACUAGCAGAGGAAUAGCAAGGGAGAGAAGAAGGAAGAGGGGUUAAGGAGCUAGCCCCAGCAACCUGUUCACAGCCUUCCCUCUCCCUCACAUAUGGCAGGGCAAAGCUACCUGGGGGGAGGGGGAGAUGGGAGUGGGCACUUGGCUGAGUGGAGAGGCCUACUCUGUGUGGUUUGUGGAGAGGUAAGUUUGGCUUAAAGUAUAUUUAGAUGUCAGUGACAUUUUCUUUUAGUACCUUUUCAUCUUAGUGACCUCUUCCUUUCACAUCCAACCAAGCUUCACCACCUCCCAAGUGUUCCAAAUUACCUAUCAAAAUUCCUGUAACCACUGUGUAGCUAGAUUCAUCUUGGAGUUAGAAAAUCAGUCUUUGUAAGGGAAUUCACAUUAAAGCGCAAAUCAAAUGCCAUUCUGCCUUGUCUCACUCUCUUUGUCUGUUAAACUAACCAAAAAAGUUAAUGGUAUAAUGUAGCUAACGAUCUUUUGGAGUAGAGGUUCUUUGCUUUAUUCCAGGCAGGCAGGAGAGGAGAGAUCUUGUUCUUAUAGAACGGAAAAGUGACUGCUCUCUACUCCGUCCAUGCUCACUGGCCUCUUCUCUGGAUCUCAGGCCAGAAGGACCCUGGCCUACCUGGCCACGCCUCUGAUGGCUGUCCUGCUUUAGGAAUUCUAAGUGUUUCUACUAUGGCUAGGCUCACAACAGCUUCUGACGGUGGAGCUGUGGGUGGGGGCUGGUAAGCAGCUUCCAGAACUCUCAGAGUGUAAGUCACUGGAGAUAGGAAGAGGCUGUCUCCUGUUACUAGCUGCUCCCUCCCCUCUCCCGCCCCAACAUGGUACACAUGCCCAGGAUUUUCUUAAAGAGCCUCCAGCUCACUCCAGAAUGUGUUUUUGUUUCUCACUCUGCCCUGGCUGCUUUAUCCUUAGGACUAGCCUCCACUUAUUUCUUUCAGGGACUGAAUUUAGCCAUCAUUGAAAUCACAGCCUUGAGACUUUGUGGAUGUGGAAUACCUUCUGGUUGAGAAUCGAAGGAUAUAGAAUUCUGUGCAAAUGUGGACCGAUGAUGCCAUUACAAACAUCUGGAGAGGGCCAAAUGUGAACUGUGUUGACAGCACUGGGUAUACACCUCUGCACCAUGCCGCUUUGAAUGGCCACAAGGAUGUGGUCGAGGUUCUUCUGAGGAACGAUGCGCUGACCAACGUGGCUGACUGUAAAGGCUGUUAUCCUCUGCACUUGGCAGCCUGGAAAGGAGAUGCCCAGAUAGUGCGAUUGCUCAUCCAUCAAGGGCCUUCCCACACCAAAGUCAAUGAACAGAAUGCUCUUGAGAUCAAAGAAUUCAAAAAGUACGGCCCCUUUGACCGUUAUAUCAAUGCCAAGAACAAUGACAACGAGACGGCCCUGCACUGUGCAGCACAGUACGGCCACACGGAGGUGGUGAAGGUCCUCUUAGAGGAGCUAACGGACCCCACCAUGCGCAACAACAAAUUUGAGACGCCACUGGACCUGGCUGCACUCUACGGGAGACUGGAGGUGGUGAAGAUGCUCCUCAACGCACAUCCCAACCUCUUGAGCUGCAACACUAAGAAGCACACCCCUCUGCACCUGGCAGCGAGGAAUGGCCACAAAGCCGUGGUCCAGGUCCUCCUGGAUGCUGGCAUGGAUAGCAACUACCAGACGGAGAAGGGCAGUGCUUUGCAUGAGGCUGCUUUGUUUGGCAAGACCGAUGUGGUGCAAAUCCUGCUGGCUGCAGGAAUUGAUGUCAACAUAAAAGAUAACCGUGGACUGACCGCCCUAGACACCGUCCGGGAACUGCCUUCUCAAAAAAGCCAGCAGAUAGCAGCACUUAUUGAAGAUCACAUGACUGGAAAAAGAAGUACAAAAGAGAUAGAUAAAACCCCUACACCCCAACUACCUCUCAUCUCCAAUAUGGACUCCCUAUCACAGAGGUCUCAGGGUAACGUGGAGAAAGCGGUAACUGAACUGAUCAUCGAUUUUGACACAGCUGCUGAGGAAGAGGGUCCCUACGAGGCGCUGUACAAUGCUGUCUCCUGCUAUUCAUUGGACAGCAUGGCCAGCGGACGAUCGUCUGACCGAGACUCCAUGACCAAGGAGGCGGCUGGAGUAAACGCUGCUGGGGUGAGGCCUAGGGAACGUCCACCGCCUCCAGCAAAGCCACCGCCCGAUGAAGAGGAGGAAGACCGAGCGGAUAAGAAGUAUUUGCCCUUGACAGCUCCUGAGAUCCUGGCCAUGAGACCCAGGAGCCAGGGGAGUGCAGCCAGGAACGAGGAUGAGCACCCUUAUGAGCUGCUGCUAACAGCAGAAACAAAGAAGCUGGUGUCAGUGGAUGGAAGACCAAAAGACCACAGGCGGAGCAACAGCAGCCGGAGCCAGGACUCUGCGGAGGGGCAGGACGGCCAGGUCCCAGAGCAGUUCUCAGGUCUCCUCCACGGCUCCUCCCCAGUGUGCGAGGUUGGGCAGGACCCUUUCCAGCUGCUCUCUGCCACUGGCCAGGGCAAUCCAGAAGAGUCCCCGCAGCAGGGUGCCUGCCACGAGGCCAGCAUGCAGCUGGAGGAGUCGGGCGUGCACACUCCUGGAGCCUCCCAGCCCAGUACCCUGGACCAGAGUAUGAGAGUGGGCUACCCUGCAGGCCUGCCCACCGCCAACAGCCAAUCGCACCCCGAAACUUUGACUCACACGGCAUCUCCGCACCCUGGUGGUGCCGAGGAAGAAGGAGACCGGAGCGGGGCCAGGAGCCGAGCCCCUCCCACCAGCAAACCCAAAGCUGAACUCAAACUCAGCCGUAGCUUGUCCAAGUCAGACUCUGAUCUCCUGACCUGCUCACCCACAGAGGACGCCACAAUGGGGAGCCGGAGCGAGUCCUUGUCCAGCUGCAGUAUUGGGAAGAAGAGGCUGGAAAAGUCACCCUCCUUUGCCUCGGAGUGGGAUGAGAUUGAGAAAAUCAUGAGUUCUAUUGGAGAAGGGAUUGACUUUUCUCAGGAACAGCAGAAGAUCUCAGGUUCGCGGACGCUGGAGCAGAGCGUCGGGGAGUGGCUGGAGUCGAUUGGACUGCAGCAGUAUGAGAGCAAGUUGCUUCUGAAUGGCUUUGACGAUGUCCGCUUCCUGGGGUCUAAUGUGAUGGAAGAGCAGGACCUGCGGGAGAUCGGCAUCAGUGACCCCCAGCACCGGCGGAAGCUGCUCCAGGCCGCACGGUCCCUGCCCAAGGUAAAGGCGCUGGGCUGUGACGGGAACAGCCCCCCAUCCAUGCCCUCCUGGCUGGACUCCCUGGGGCUGCAGGACUAUGUCCAUUCUUUCCUGUCGAGCGGCUACAGCUCAAUUGACACUGUGAAGAACCUCUGGGAACUAGAGCUUGUUAACGUCCUAAAGGUCCACCUGCUUGGCCAUCGGAAGCGCAUCAUCGCCUCCCUCGCAGACAGACCCUACGAGGAGCCCCCCCAGAAGCCCCCAAGGUUUUCCCAGCUGAGAUGCCAGGACUUGCUUUCCCAGACAUCAUCCCCCCUGAGCCAGAAUGAUUCCUGCACCGGGAGAUCAGCAGACCUGCUGCUACCUCCUGCGGACACAGGCAGGAGGCGGCACGACAGCCUCCACGACCCUGGGGCACACUCUCGAGCAGAGCGCUUCAGAAUCCAGGAGGAACACCACGAGGCCAAGCUGACCCUCCGCCCCCCCAGCCUGGCUGCCCCCUACGCCCCUGUGCAGAGCUGGCAACACCAGCCAGAGAAACUCAUCUUCGAGUCCUGCGGUUAUGAAGCCAACUAUCUGGGCUCCAUGCUGAUCAAAGAUCUGCGAGGGACAGAAUCCACACAAGAUGCCUGUGCCAAGAUGCGGAAAUCCACCGAGCACAUGAAGAAGAUCCCCACCAUCAUCCUGUCCAUCACAUACAAAGGUGUCAAGUUCAUCGAUGCCUCUAACAAGAAUGUCAUCGCGGAGCAUGAGAUCCGGAAUAUUUCCUGUGCGGCGCAGGACCCAGAGGACCUAUGUACCUUUGCCUACAUUACCAAGGACCUGCAGACCAGUCACCACUAUUGCCAUGUUUUCAGCACAGUGGAUGUGAAUCUGACAUACGAGAUCAUCCUGACGUUGGGGCAGGCAUUUGAGGUGGCCUAUCAGCUGGCUUUGCAGGCCCAGAAGUCCAGGCCAAUGGGGGCCUCUGCAGCUGAGAUGAUUGAAACAAAAUCUUCCAAACCGGUGCCUAAGCCUCGGAUCGGCAUGAGGAAGUCAGCACUGGAACCACCUGAUAUGGACCAAGAUGCCCAAUCUCAUGCCAGUGUCUCCUGGGUGGUGGACCCCAAACCAGACUCUAAGCGGAGCCUCAGCACCAAGUAUGAGACCACCAUCUUCUAAACAAUCCACCCCCUGUCUCCACUAGUCUCACUGUGCCUUUGCCAUCCGAUCCUUCUGCUGUUCUCAACUCUCUCCUUCCAGCUGCUGGCGCCAAGGCCCCACCCCCACUGGGGCCUACUCUCCUCCUGGGCAGCAGCUCUUGAUACUGUACACUAACAGCUCUUGUACCUAACACCACCCAACACUGUGAAUUCUCCUCCUUGGGCUAAGGACAGCUUGGGGGGUGAGUUGCCUUUGAGGUGGGCACCAAGAGGGCUGAGGGGCUCUGCUGUGCCCAGGAAGCCUCUGCGGGCCAGCACUGUGAAUCCUGAGGGAGCAAGGCAGCCUUUGAGCAGAAUCCAAACAGCACCAGGAAUGACUCCUGCCGAGUUAGACUGGGGCUCUGUCUGUCGGCGUUCCUCUUCCUGUGCUUCUAUACUGAGCCACAGCUGGAUGCAGCUGCCAAGAGCUGUAUGUUUUCACCUUUCCUGAUACAACCAACCACUGUGACCACCCAGUGCCAGAACCCCCUUGCACCCUGCUUACAGCUAGCUGCAGCCCUGUCCCGCUCUCCUCUGCUCUAAGGUCAGGCCCCUGUGAGGCCCUGGGCCCAGUGAUGUGGCUUGGCCAGAGCCAGACUGCUUUCUGUGAGGAUCCAAGGUACAUGCCAGGCCGUUGGGCACAUGCCUGACUCCAAAGAAUGGAGCUCUGAGCAUCUGAAUAUCUGCAGGCUUGCUCCACUCAGCAGACUGCUUGGUUCUGAUGGGUCUUCCACUCCAGGAAACGGGAUGGCAUGUAUGUAUCCGGUCCCUUGUGUCUCCACUAUUGGGACGGGGUCUGGCUUUGGAGUCUGGCUCACCAAGGAGGAAGUGUGAGACCUGUGCCAUGCAUACAUGGUGCAUCUCCUUCCCUCACUCACAGAACAGAGCUGCUAUAGGACAGGGACCUGGACUGAGCAACUUCCAUUGUCCUCCAGCCCUUUCUGACACUUCUUCAGGGUGUGGAGAUCAAAGUCAGUCAUCAUCUGGUCCUUUCCCUGGUUAUCUUCCCUCAGUCUCCCAAUUCCUCUGGGAGGAGAGGCUGUAUAGUCUAUUGCUCCAGAGCAGUUCGGCAGCUGGGAUCACAGAGUUGAGUCUAAAGAAGCCCCACAUUCUCCAGUGUGGGCAAGUCAGCGUAGUUGGCAGGAGACAGGAAAGAAAUGAUUCUAGUAGGAAGCAGUACAAAUGUGGCAGAACCCAGUAGAAAAGCCAGUAAGUUACAGCAAUUAGAGUUUAAGCCCAAGUUGAUAAACCUGCCUGCCUGCCUGUCCAUCCGUGUGCCUUCAGAGUAGACAUCCUGAGCAUGAAGUGGCGCUGCGCACGGCCGUGGGCGCUCAGAGCAGGCCACGUGGGGCGCUCAGGGGAGGCUGUGAGGGACCUUCUAUUCUGCUUCCUUGUCUCCUUUUAAUUUCCUCUCCUCCACCUUGUGUAGUCCCAUUUGGUUAACCCUU
Molecule: messenger RNA, 12463 nt
Organism: Loxodonta africana (African savanna elephant)
Lineage: Eukaryota; Metazoa; Chordata; Mammalia; Proboscidea; Elephantidae
Gene: ANKS1A
Product: ankyrin repeat and sterile alpha motif domain containing 1A
Exons: 24
Coding region: 7684-10995 (1103 amino acids)
Biological process (GO): ephrin receptor signaling pathway
Cellular component (GO): cytosol
Molecular function (GO): ephrin receptor binding
Source: RefSeq, a predicted model, not a curated record